This is a messenger RNA of Syzygium oleosum, 2160 nucleotides long. RefSeq names its product transmembrane 9 superfamily member 2-like. Gene Ontology annotation, cellular component: membrane. The transcript is spliced from 7 exons. Gene Ontology annotation, biological process: protein localization to membrane. The record is from RefSeq and is a predicted model, not a curated record. The coding region runs from base 1 to 1758 and encodes 585 amino acids. Lineage: Eukaryota; Viridiplantae; Streptophyta; Magnoliopsida; Myrtales; Myrtaceae.
AUGAAGAAAUCUGUGGUACUUCUUGCUGUUCCUCUUCUCGUCAUUUGUUGCUUAAGUCAUGUGAGAUCAGAUUUGCUGGAGCAUAGGUACAAAGUUGACGAUUCAGUUCCUCUUUACAUUAACAAAGUUGGUCCUUUUCACAAUCCAAGUGAAACAUAUGGUUAUUACAGUCUUCCAUUUUGUCGACCAGAUCAUUUGGAGGGGAAGCAGGAGACUCUUGGUGAGAUAUUGAAUGGAGAUCGCCUAGUAACUGCUCCAUACAAUGUUAAAUUUCUACAGCGGAAGGAUGGAGAGGUUGCAUGUGCAAAGAAGUUGACAAGUGAAGAAGUCUCUCAAAUUCAAGCUGCAAUCAAGCAGGAUUAUUUAUUUCAGAUGUACUGUGAUGACUUGCCAAUCUGGGGAUUUGUUGGAAGGGUUGACAGUUCAUCAACAAAUGAUUCAGAGCACAAAUAUUUGCUUUACCAGCAUUUCGAAUUUGAAAUCUUUUUCAAUAAGGAUCAAAUAAUAGAGACUCAUCUGUUGAUGCGCCCUAAUGAGGCAGUGGAGUUGACUGAAGGCAGGGAAAUGGACAUAAAGCUACUGUACAGUGUGCAUUGGAUAGAAACAAACGCACAUUUCCAUGAAAGGAUGAAGAAGUAUUCAGCGGCGCGCCAUUCCACAAGACACCUUUUUUCAAUUAUAAAUUCAUGUGUGACGUUUCUGAUUCUGUUUGGAUGCCUUUUAAUUUACUAUAUGAGAGUUAUCCGGAAGGAUUUCUAUGAUUUCAUGCCUGAAGACGCAGCAGUAGACAGAGAGCAGACAGGAUGGAAGUGCAUCCGCUCUGAUGUCUUCCGGUACCCAAAGCACAGGUCUUUGUUUGCUGCAGCCCUCGGUUCUGGUGCUCAGUUGUGCAUUAUAGCCACAUUUACUUUACUACUUGGGCUUGUGGGUGUAUUUUAUCCAUUCAACCGAGGAAAUUCGUUCAUAGCAUUUAUAGUCCUGUACACCAUGACUUCUGGCUUUGCUGGAUAUUUAGCCGCCUUGUUCUACUGUCAGAUUGAGGGAAAGAAGUGGGGCAAAAAUUUGCUGCUGACGGGGUCCUUAUCUUCUGUGCCAUUGUUUCUUAUAUUCUGCUUCCUUAAUACUGUCGCGGUGUCUUACCAAGCAAAUGCAGCACUUCCUCUAGGAACAAUCUUGAUAUUACUGUUUAUUUGGAUAGCACUUGCAUUACCGUUGCUUUUUCUUGGGGGGAUAUCUGGGAAAAAGAGCCAUGGUGAGUUUCAAGCUUCUUGUGAGACCUCUAAGUGCCCCAGAGAGGUCCCGUCACUGCGAUGGUACAGGGGCACUCUUCCACAAAUGGUCCUGGCGGGUUUAUUACCUUUUUCUACUAUCUACAUUCAGCUGUAUUACAUAUUUGCCAGCUUGUGGGGUAAUAGGGUCUAUAAUUAUUAUAGCACAAUAUUUGUCAUCUUCAUUAUUCUGCUCAUCACAACUUCGUUAAUCACCGUGACUCUGACGCACUUUCAGCUAGCUGCUGAAGAUCAUCGAUGGUGGUGGAGGUCCUUUCUAUGUGGCGGAUCAGUUGGUCUGUAUGUCUAUGGUUUCUGCUUUUAUUACUACUAUUGGAGAUCGGACUUUUCCGGUUUCUUGCAACUCUCUUUCUUCUUCGGGUAUAUGGCCUGGAUCUGCUAUUGCAUCUUCCUCAUGUGUGGUUCCGUGGGGUUCUACACAUCUCUGCUGUACGUCCGGCACAUAUACAGCUCUAUCAAGAGCGACUAAGAGUGUUUAUGCUCCAACAAAGCUUCAAAGUCCCAUCACGUUCCUUCCUAUGAAUGAAAUGUCAUGAGGCGCAGUCUACUAUGUCUGGUCAGGACAUACCGUCGACUUGAUCUUCCGUCUUAGCCUUUUCUGAUACGUAUAGAUUCUGCCAGGGUUUUCCGAUGACAGAACUAAUGGAGUUAAUUAACCAUGUGCAUUAUAAUGCGUCUGUCUUCACAUCGACACAUACAUACACGCCGGCACGUAGUGACAAUGCAUACACACAAUGAUUUCCCUUCCCUUUGGGAGGCUCAGUUGCCUGUCUUCAGGGCUGUUUUUAUCGUCUGCUGAUGUAUUUAUAGUACUGAGACAAGUUCUCCUUGGUUGUCCUCCAGGUUAAAGCUGUUUAACUUCUUGAAUACA